AUUACAAUGCUACCUAUCGGCAAUUUUUAGAUACCAUUUUGCCACGAUGAUAACAUACAGAGGAUAUUAACCAGAUUAUUGAUUACAAACUCAUUAGUGACUUAAUAAAACCAAUAAUCACGAUGGAUGAUAUAGCAACCCUUCUACUCUUUAGUACGGCAAUGCUUGUCGGUUGUUAUUUUUCCGGUUCCAUCCCUUUAGCUAUUACAAUGUCUGAGGAAAAGUUAAAAUUGGUCUCGACAAUGGGAGCCGGUUUGUUAGUUGGAACUGCGUUAGCUGUUAUAAUCCCAGAAGGAGUUCACAGCCUGUACUCUGCUUCUCAUCCUCACACACAUAGGAGAUUAUCAAGAAGUCUAUUGACCGUUGCUGAAAUAGAAAGACCAUCUCAAAAUGAAAUGAAAAUAAAUGCUAUAAAUCAUCAAUCCGAACAUAUUCAUGCUGGAACUGAAAUGCAUACUUUCAUAGGGAUAGCUUUAGUAUUGGGAUUUGUUUUCAUGUUGAUCAUCGACCAACUAGGCGGAAAACAUACUCACGUUCAGAGCAUAGAUGCAACUGAAACAAGUCACCAUAACAGAAAUAAAAUUACAGCUACUCUAGGUCUAGUUGUUCACGCAGCUGCUGAUGGCAUAGCCCUUGGAGCCGCUGCAACGACAUCUGAAACCCAUGUAGAAAUAAUCGUAUUUGCUGCUAUUAUGCUACAUAAGGCAAGAAAGUAUUAUUCGUAUAUAUAUACAAAUUUUUUAAAUCAAAUUAUUCUGACACUACAGGCUCCAGCAGCUUUUGGCCUAACUUCAUUUCUACUUCAUGAAGGAUUCGAUAGGUCAAGAAUAAAAAAGCAUCUUGCUAUUUUUUCCGCUGCUGCUCCAAUAGCAGCUGUCUUAACUUUCUUUGGCCUUGCACAGGGUAGUAAAGAAGCCUUGUCUGACAUAAACGCAACUGGAAUAGCUAUGCUAUUCAGUGCUGGAACUUUUUUGUAUGUUUCGACAGUGCAUGUCCUUCCAGAACUCGUAUCAUCAUCUCCUACACGAUCUGUCAAGGCUGAUGGAACAAUCAUAAUUCAAGAGUCUAAAACUUUUACCAGAACUCAGUUGAUACUGAUGGUAAUUGGUGCUCUUCUUCCUGUUAUAUUGUCUCUUAAUCAUCAUCAUUAG
Messenger RNA from Dimorphilus gyrociliatus, 1151 nucleotides. The record is from the annotation of a GenBank genome assembly. NCBI's taxonomy places the organism in Eukaryota, Metazoa, Annelida, Polychaeta, Dinophilidae.